Drosophila serrata is the source of this 2386-nucleotide messenger RNA. RefSeq lists its product as uncharacterized. Gene Ontology annotation, molecular function: chitin binding. Lineage: Eukaryota; Metazoa; Arthropoda; Insecta; Diptera; Drosophilidae. The record is from RefSeq and is a predicted model, not a curated record. Gene Ontology annotation, cellular component: extracellular region.
UGUCAGAGCACUGAAGCAAAAGCGGUAAAGUAGCCAACAUUAGUUAGUUAUCCUUUUGCAAUGAAUCUGUCAAGCCUCUUCCUUCUGGCCCUUGUGGCAUCGGUCGCUGUCAGCGCCGGAUCUGCUCACAGAAUCAGCAGGCCUGAACCAGAAGCUCCCAAGGAGCCAUGCCUAGUCACUACUCCCAGGCCUUCUUGCGUGCGGACAACGACCCCGCCACCACUCUGUGAGGAAGAAACUACGACAACGACUACGCCCACUCCAACUACAACAACCUGCUCGACAACAACAACGACGACUACUACAACUACUACUACAACCACUACUACAACGACAACUACAACAACCACUUGUUCCACAACAACUACUACAACAACCACUUGUUCCACAACAACUACUACAACAACGACUACCACAACAACCACGACUACAACAACCACUACUACAACAACCACAACUACUACAACGACUACCACAACAACAACAACAACUACACCAUGUGAAAUAAUAACACCCACUCCUACUCCGGAGAAACCCUGUCAGCCUGCAGAGCCUGUAACUCCUUCCCCUGCUCCAGACAGUCCUUGCCAGCCUGAUGAGCCCCAAACCCCAGAGAAGCCAGUAACCCCUGCUCCGGACAGUCCUUGCCAGCCUGAUGAGCCACAAACUCCCGAGAAGCCAGUAACCCCUGCUCCAGACAGUCCUUGCCAGCCUGAUGAAGACACUACAACAACGACAACCACCUGUUCAACAACUACCACGACAACAACCACUACUACAACAACCACUACUACCACAACCACUACUACAACAACAACAACCUGUUCAACAACUACCACGACAACAACCACUACUACAACAACCACAACAACAACGACCACUACAACAACCACUUAUUCCACAACAACUACUACAACAACGACUACCACAACAACCACGACUACAACAACCACUACUACAACAACCACAACUACUACAACGACUACCACAACAACAACAACAACUACACCAUGUGAAAUAAUAACACCCACUCCUACUCCGGAGAAACCCUGUCAGCCUGCAGAGCCUGUAACUCCUUCCCCUGCUCCAGACAGUCCUUGCCAGCCUGAUGAGCCCCAAACCCCAGAGAAGCCAGUAACCCCUGCUCCGGACAGUCCUUGUCAGCCUGAUGAGCCCCAGACCCCAGAGAAGCCAGUAACCCCUGCUCCGGACAGUCCUUGCCAGCCUGAUGAGCCACAAACCCCAGAGAAGCCAGUAACCCCUGCUCCGGACAGUCCUUGCCAGCCUGAUGAAGACACUACAACAACGACAACCACCUGUUCAACAACCACCACAACAACAACCACUACCACAACAACCACUACUACCACAACCACUACUACCACAACCACUACUACAACAACAACAACGACGACAACAACCUGUUCAACAACUACCACAACAACCACGACCACUACAACAACCACUUGUUCCACAACAACUACUACAACAACGACUACCACAACAACCACGACUACAACAACCACGACUACAACAACAACUACUACAACAACCACAACUACUACAACGACUACCACAACAACAACAACUACACCAUGUGAAAUAAUAACUCCCACUCCUACUCCGGAGAAACCCUGUCAGCCUGCAGAGCCUGUAACUCCUACCCCUGCUCCAGAGAGUCCUUGCCAGCCUGAUGAGCCCCAAACCCCAGAGAAGCCAGUAACCCCUGCUCCGGACAGUCCUUGCCACCCUGAUGAAGACACUACAACAACGACAACCACCUGUUCAACAACCACUACCACAACAACCACUACUACAACAACCACAACUACAACGACGACAACAACCUGUUCAACAACUACAACAACUACAACCUGUUCAACGACAACCACAACACCAAAACCAUGCCAGCCUAAGACCACCACUCCACCACCUUGCAAGCCCACAACAACCACUCCUGCUCCCUGUGAUGAGACGACUACUCCGGCUUGCGAAUCAGCUCCACAAAAGUCCAAUGACGGCAUCCUUUCUCACAUCAAGGAGCUUUUCACAGGCUCGAGCACCGCUACCAACGCUCCUACAGUGAUCGGAACCAGCCCAAUGUGCCGUGGCCGCGCUGACGGAAGCAUUGUCCAGGACCCGAACCACUGCAGGAGGUACUAUGAGUGCCGCUCCGGUCGCCGCCUGCUGCGCAAGUGUCGUGUCGGUCUCUGGUUCGAUUCGGAGGCAGGAGAGUGCCGUGCCCGUAACUUGGUGUUGAACUGCCCGGCCCAGCGUAACUGAUGCGUUCAGUUAACUGAACAGCUUGCAUAGCAAUUUGUAUUUCUAACCAACAGUAAAUACCUAAUCAAUAAACAACAGCAUUCAAAUCUUAAAAAAAACUAAA